This is a messenger RNA of Coregonus clupeaformis (lake whitefish), 2997 nucleotides long. It is a transcript of the gene prg4a, whose product is annotated as proteoglycan 4a. The transcript is spliced from 13 exons. NCBI's taxonomy places the organism in Eukaryota, Metazoa, Chordata, Actinopteri, Salmoniformes, Salmonidae. The coding region runs from base 4 to 2997 and encodes 997 amino acids. The record is from RefSeq and is a predicted model, not a curated record.
CGCAUGAUGACUGCAUCAUCGCUGUUGUCUGCCCUCGUGGUGGCGACCUGUGCUGCUCUUCUGCCAUUCUCUGCUGCUCAAGCCAGUUGCAGUGCUAGAUGUGGUGAGCCGUUUGCUCGUGGCCAGCCCUGCCUGUGUGACGCCAGCUGCCUCGCUCAUGACGAGUGCUGCAAGGACUUCGAGGCUCUCUGCACUUCCGGCGAUUCGUGCAGUGGUAGGUGUGGUGAAUCGUUCAGACGAGGCAGGCUUUGUGAGUGUGACCCGGGCUGUGUCCACUACGACACCUGCUGCCGCGACUACCAGAACCACUGCGAUGCCACUACAAUUCCAACACCAACCCAGAGGAUCAAGCAGGAUGCCAAGAAAAAGCCAACAGCGCCGGCCAAGAACAAAUCCUCCAGCAAGACAGAACUGACGAGUCCCAAAUUUCCCAAGAAACCUUCAAACAGCAAGAGUGAGGAAGGCAGCCAAGACCAGAGCAAGCCCACAUACCCCUCUCCGUCCGACCUCUUCCCUGAGACUCAGGACUAUGACACCAACAGCCCUUACCCUGGAUCCAGCAGCUCUAAGAGCCAGAGUGACAUAUCUCCUUUCUCUGAGGACCCAGCUUCCCCUUUGAAACCUGGCUUUUACCUUCUGACUGACAGCUUCAAUGGCCCCUCCUCCACAGCCCCAGACACUGUCAUGGAUGCCUUGAGUGAUGCAGCCACCAGUCUCUUGGAGGACAUCUCCCCCAUUCUCCCUACACCCAUGGCUGCCACUCCCUUUGCCCUGCCUUCCCUCAUCGGUCAGCUCCCUGGAGCUGCUAACUUCCCAUCCUCUGGCUCGCCCUGGCCCAGCCAGGGUGGCCCCAUGGCGAGUAAUGCUGGCCCCGGGGACCCGUCGUCUGGAGCUCCCCUGCUCCCCACUUUGGCAGAUAUCGCCAAGGCCUUGGGGCUCAACAACCCCAUCACUUUGGCAGACAUAGCCAAGGCCUUGGGGGUCAACACUCCCAACGACCCCAUCACUUUGGCAAACAUAGCUAAGGCCUUGGGGUUCAACAACUCCAACGACCCAAACCCCCCCCAAAACCACAACAACCCCAGCUCUCUGGCAGACAUAGCCAAGGUCAUGGGGCUCAACUCCCCCAAUGACCCCAUCACUUUGGCAAACAUAGCCAAGGCAUUGGGGUUCAAGAACCCCAACUAUCCUAACCCCCCCCCAAACCCCAACUCUCUGGCAGACAUAGCCAAGGCCUUAGGGCUAAAUAGUCCCGAUGACCCCAUCACCUUGGUAAACAUAGCCAAAGCCUUGGGGUUCAAGAACCCCAACUAUCCUAAACUCCCCCAAAACCCCAACAACCCCAGCUCUCUGGCAGACAUAGCCAAGGCCUUAGGGCUCAACAGCCCCAACUACCCAAUCACUUUGGCAAACAUAGCCAAGGCCUUGGGGCUGAACGACCCCAACAUUCCUAAAACCCCCCAAUACUCCAACGAACCCAUCACUUUGGCAGACAUUGCCAAGGCCUUAGGGCUCAAAACCCCCAACAGCCCCAUCACUCUGGAAGACAUAGCAAAGGCCUUAGGGCUAAAAAAAAACAAAGACCCCAUCACUUUGGCAAACAUAGCCAAGGUCUUGGGGCUCAAUGACCCCAGCACUCUGGCAGACAUAGCUAAGGCCUUAGGCUUCAAAUACCCCAAUGACCCUAAACCCCCCCAAAGCCCCAACUCUCUGGCAGACAUAGCCAAGGCCUUAGGGCUCAACAGCCCCAAUGACCCAAUCACUUUGGCAAACAUAGCCAAGACCUUGGGCCUGAACAACCCCAACAAACCCAUCAACCUGGCAGACAUAGCCAAGGCCAUGGGGUUGAAUGAUCCCAGCACUUUGGCAGACUUAGCCGAGGCCUUGGGGGUCAAGAACCCCAACAAACCCAUAACUCUGGCAGACAUAGCCAAGGCUUUGGGAUUAAACAACCCUAAACCCCCUCAAAACCCCAACACUCUGGCAGACAUAGCCAAGGCCUUGGGGCUCAACGACCCCAACAAACCCAUCACUCUGGCAGACAUAGCCAAGGCUUUGGGGCUCAAUGACCCCAGCACUCUGGCAGGCAUAGUCAAGGCUUUGGGGGUCAAAAACCCCAAUGACCCUAAGAAACCCCAAAACCUCAACAGCCCCAACAUUCUGGCAGAUAUAGCUAAGGCCUUGGGGCUCAAUGACCCCAACAAACCCAUCACUCUGGCAGACAUAGCCAAGGCCUUGGAGGUCAACAACCCAAACAAACACAACAAAGGUCUACCAGAUGCCAACAGUAACCCAGACCUCUGCAGUGACCUGCCCAUCAACGGACUGACCACUCUGGCCAACGGAACCAUUCUCAUUUUCAAGGGUCAUUUCUUCUGGACGAUGGACCCCAGCACCAAGGCCCUUGGCCCAGCCCGCAAUAUCACAGAGGAGUUGGGCAUUCCGUCCCCUAUCGACAGUGCCUUCACCCGCACCAACUGCCAGGGCAAGAGCUACAUCAUCAAGGGUGAUGGCUACUGGAGGAUGGACAACGGCAAGAUGGAGCCUGGUUACCCCAAAUCUGUUGCCUCUGGUUUUGAUGGUCUGACUGGCACCAUCACUGCAGCCCUGUCUGUGCCUGCUACCAGGAGAAGGCCUGAGUCUGUCUACUUCUUCAAGAAAGGAGGCACCAUGCAGAAAUACUCCUACCCUGCUGGAAGUAGCCCUGUCUGUGGCAAGAAAUCCAAGUCCAGUGCAAAGAAACGCCACGCUCGGCCAGCAGAGGUGCGUCUGGGAGGAGAGAUCAACAUCAAGCUGUCUCUGAAAGGCUUCCCCUCCUCAGUGACCUCAGCUGUGUCUGUCCCCAGCCCCAAGAAGGCUGACGGAUACGAAUAUUUCCUCUUCGCUGGACCGCUCUACUUCAACAUCAAGAUAUCUGGUGACCUGCCUGCUCUGGCCAAACCAGACAACCCUGAUCCCAGCCAGAACUCCAUCAAGAACUGGCUCAAGUGUGCCUAG